Molecule: messenger RNA, 2341 nt
Organism: Sorex fumeus (smoky shrew)
Lineage: Eukaryota; Metazoa; Chordata; Mammalia; Eulipotyphla; Soricidae
Gene: FAM76B
Product: family with sequence similarity 76 member B
Exons: 10
Coding region: 131-1147 (338 amino acids)
Source: RefSeq, a predicted model, not a curated record
CCGCCGCCGCAGCGCAGCUGGGGCGCAGUGGGAUCGGGCUGCGUGUCCCUCCGCCGCGCGCGGGGCCUAGGCGGGAGCGGCGGCGCCGGCGGCCCGGGCGGGCCGGGCCGGGAGCGGCGGCGGCGGCGGGAUGGCGGCGUCGGCGCUGUACGCCUGCACCAAGUGCACGCAGCGCUACCCCUUCGAGGAGCUCUCGCAGGGACAGCAGCUCUGCAAGGAAUGUCGGAUUGCACAUCCUAUUGUAAAAUGUACUUACUGCAGAUCCGAAUUUCAGCAAGAGAGCAAAACUAACACAAUUUGUAAGAAGUGUGCUCAAAAUGUGAAACAGUUUGGCACGCCCAAGCCUUGUCAGUACUGUAACAUAAUAGCCGCGUUUAUUGGCACCAAGUGUCAGCGUUGCACGAAUUCCGAAAAGAAGUAUGGGGCGCCUCAGACUUGUGAGCAGUGCAAGCAGCAGUGUGCUUUCGACCGGAAGGAGGAGGGCAGGAGGAAGGUUGAUGGAAAAUUACUCUGCUGGCUUUGUACUCUGUCAUACAAAAGAGUCUUACAGAAGACAAAGGAGCAGAGGAAGAGCCUGGGCACCUCCCAUUCCAACUCCUCCUCGUCCCUUCCUGAGAAAGACCAGCAUCACUCAAAGCACCACCACCAUCACCACCACCACCACCACCGGCACAGCAGCGGCCAACACAAAAUCAGCAAUUUGAGUCCAGAACAAGACCAGGGACUGUGGAAACAGAGCCAUAAAUCUUCUGCUGCAAUUCAGAAUGAAACUCCAAAGAAAAAGCCCAAAUUGGAAUCUAAGCCAUCUAAUGGAGAUAGUAGCUCUAUAAAUCAGUCAGCAGAUAGUGGGGGAACGGACAAUUUUGUCCUCAUCAGCCAGCUGAAGGAGGAGGUGCUGUCCCUGAAGCGCCUCCUGCAACAGCGUGACCAGACCAUCCUGGAGAAGGACAAGAAGCUAACAGAGCUAAAGGCAGACUUUCAGUACCAGGAGUCGAACUUAAGAACCAAGAUGAACAGUAUGGAAAAGGCUCACAAAGAAACUGUGGAGCAGCUUCAGGCCAAAAACAGAGAACUUCUCAAACAGGUUGCAGCAUUGUCAAAGGGUAAAAAGUUUGACAAAAGUGGAAGCAUUCUAACAUCCCCUUGAGAGAAUAGCGAUUGAUUUAGUGUUUCUGCUGAAAAUGUCAAUUUGAAAAGACUCAUGAAGUCCCUAAAUUCUGCCUAGUGGAAAAAUAUUUUUACACACCAAAUGAAUUGGUGUGUUUCCUGUUCACUUUUGUAACUAAUAUACAGCAUUUUUUAAGUUGUAAAACAUUCAAAUAAAACUUCAGCUGGUUUGAAGUAACUUUUUAAUUAUUUGAUACCCAGGAACUAUUUUGCCAGCAAUAGUAUUAGCAGUUGUAAAGGACAGUGCUCUCUGCCAGUGCGACAUGCAAUAAGGGAAGUAUGGGCCCAGAAGGCAGAGAACAGGGGGUGGACUUUAUCUUUGGUUUCAUUAUGCUAAUUUCAGAUGAGCAGUUUUGAAUUUAGAAGUACAAGACUUUUAAAUAAGGAAAAUGGUGAACACUUUUUGGUAAUUGUGUUUUUACUUUGCAUUAACAUGAAUUAAGAAAGAAUCAUGGUGCUUUUAUUAAAUGAACUUUAGACUAUACUAUGUAAAUAUGUUUUUAAGCCUACAUCAUUGACAUUAGUUAGCAAAGUAGUAUUUUCAUUAUUGGUAUAGGAAUUAAUGUUUAUUGUACAGUAUCUGAGGUAAGAUGUGUCUGUUUUGUACAAACUGCUGUAGAUUUUUACUUACAAGUGCCUCUUUGCCACCUAAUGUUUUUAUUUAUAGGAAUGCUAAUCUUUUGUACAUAGUUUGUUUUAAAGUCAUGUUUAAUAAAUGUUUGUAUAUAAAUGCAUAUGUACAGGAGCCUAUUUCAAAAGGAAAUCAGAGUGACUAGAAAAAUGUUUAAAGUUGCAUUCAGAAUUGAUCAUGGAAAUAGACUUUAGGUGGUCCCGGGGUCAGCCUGUGAUACGGGAAGCUGUUGGCCAUAGAAAUCACUGAAUUAUGUCACAGUAAUUCACCCGAGAUUUCAUUUUUAAAACUUCUGAUUUUUAUUUUUACGCCCUACGGCUUCAUGGUCAUAUUUUAUGAAUCAAGUUUGCUUCUUUUUCUUUUAUAAAAUUUUUAAAAAUUUUGUAAUUUUUUUCUGCAGUGGUCCAUUUAUCUACUUUCGAAUAUGUGAUUAUCUAAGUUAAUAUUUAUAUAUCCUGUACUUAAUUUGUAAGUUUAAAGCGAAUCUGAAAAAAAAAGUUUUAAUCUGAGCUUUGAAUAAAUUAAAAUCUACUGUUAUAUUCA